CUUCUUCUUGAUGAUACUAAGCUGUUGAUGGCACAUGUGUAUGAUGCUGCACAUGCGUAGCUUGUUGUAGAUAUGAAUGGUGAUAUGCAUGUCGUUGAAGGUGUGAAGGUUGCAGUUGUAGGUAUGUUGGUUGUAGUACAGGCUGCUGUAGGCCUGCAGGUUGCUGUAGAUAUGAUGGUUGCUGUAGAUAUGAUGGUUGCUGUAGAUAUGAUGGUUGCUGUAGAUAUGAUGGUUGUUGUAGAUAUGCUGGUUGUUGUAGAUAUGCUGGCUGAUGUAGGCCUGCAGGUCGCUGUAAAUAUGACUGCUGUUGUAGAUAUGAUGGUUGUUGUAGGUUUGAAGGUUGCUGUACAAAUUGUAGCAAUUGUUGUGAUGAAAGUGCGGGAAGGUCCAAUAUCUGCAAUGAAUCUGCAACCUUCCCCAACAUUCCAAAGUAAGUCACUCUAAGUGUCGCAACAUACUGGUGGAGAGGAGAUAUCCCCAGACAUUCCUUGAGACGAGGGUGUAGACCAGAGAAUGACUGUAGAACUUCAGUGUCUGGAGCAGUGAAUGAGGGAAGAGAGAAUAACUUCUUUCCCUCCUCCUUCCUCUUGGAAAAUAGUUCUGAAAAUCAACAACUG
Messenger RNA from Geodia barretti, 617 nucleotides. NCBI's taxonomy places the organism in Eukaryota, Metazoa, Porifera, Demospongiae, Tetractinellida, Geodiidae. The record is from the annotation of a GenBank genome assembly.